ACCAUGACCAGCGAUCCAGGACUCUCAAAUGUCAUAUUUUUUCCGUCAAAUACAUCAGUUCAACAAGAACUCCUGUCAAACUUGUCAGUAUUUAACUCUACAAAUAUAAACAGCACGAUUUACCAGCCUGUCAAAGAGCAACAAGACUACAUCUUCGACAAGAUCUACAUCAGAGCAAUCUUCAUCACCCUGUAUACUAUAGUGUUUGCUCUAUGCUUUUUCGGAAAUCUGCUUGUGAUCCUCGUAGUCACGAUGAGCAGGAGACUAAGAUCCAUCACCAACUUUUUCCUGGCGAAUUUAGCAGUAGCUGACUUCUGCGUGGCCAUUUUCUGCGUCUACCAAAACUUGCUUAUCUACAUUGUUGAAAACUGGGUUUUAGGAGAUUUCCUCUGCAAAAUGUACAUGUUUAUACAGUCCUUAUCCAGCACGGCGAGUAUAUUUAUUCUGGUUGUCAUCUGUACCGAGAGAUAUUUCGCCAUUUUGUAUCCCAUCACUUGCAAGCAGAUACUCACUUCGAUAAGAUUAAAGUUGAUAAUUUGUGGUGUAUGGUCCAUAUGCAUCAUAUACAGCACUCCCAAAUUCUAUUGGGGAAAUACCGUCACGGUAGGCACCGACUCAAAUGAGGAGACAGUGUGUGUCUUGAACAGACAGCUCUACAAUUCAGAAGUGUUCGACAUGGUCCAUUUCGUACUCUUUUACGUACUACCUUUAGGAGUAAUGUCGCAUCUGUACACCCGUAUAGCUGUAUGCUUGUGGAACAGUUCUCAGCAGCUCAAAAAACAACUAGAUGCUUCAUCGAAUUCAGGUCAAUAUCAAGCUAUUUAUCACAAACCAUCCACAAGACAGAGGAGCGAUAGGUCAAUAACCUCUAAUGGAGCAUCGCUUCAAACAACUUUACCCGCCUCAGUAGUGGCAAAACAGCAACUUCAAACCAGGAAUUCGAACAACUCUUAUCAAGCAGUGUCGACCGGUGGCAGUCCAACGUGCAGCGAGAAUGUCUUAAGGGCCCGAAAAGGAGUUAUCAGGAUGCUUAUUGUCGUGGUUGUGGCUUUCGCUUUGUGCAACUUGCCCUUUCACGCCCGCAAAAUGUGGCAAUACUGGUCGACCAACUACCACGGCAACACCAACUUCAGCGCCAUUUUUACUCCGCUAACUUUUCUCUGUACCUACUUCAACUCGGGCGUAAACCCUUUGCUUUACGCUUUCCUCUCCAAGAAUUUCAGAAGAGGUAUGCGUGAGAUACUGUUUUGUUCUUUGCAACGCAAAAAAAGACGAUCGUCGACACGUCACAGGGUGAGCACUAGAAAGCCUGACGGUUUUUUUCAUAGGCAAAGUAGCACAAGGUCAACGCUCAAGGGCAACAACGUCACCACGGUGACAGUUGUUCAGGAAUGUAGUUCAGAUGAAGUGUGACACUUUUGCAACUGUUUCUGACAGUAUCAAUUUGUGACAACUACAAAUGUUUAGGAUAGGAUUUUUUUUUUAUUUUUGAUGUGUAUAUAUUCUGUACAGUGUACAGCUCAGUGUGAUUUACAUGUGAACUAUAAAUUGUUUUGUCUUUAAAGGAGUGUUGGUAGUUACAAGGAAACCAAAUCAACAUAUUUGCAGUAUUCUUUAAAGUAGAUAUUUAUUUCAAUAAACAAACUAUUUUUUUUUUGGGGGCUAAUCAAUAAUAAUAAUAAGGGUUGUCUAUAAAUAUUUCGUUCUUCUAGUGACCCGAAGAUAGUUAAACUCAGAUUUAGGCUGUAUACCAUGAUAUAAAAAGUUAUAUCUAUCUAUCUGUUUGGUCCAAAUCCAAAAAAAAAACAACUUUAGAUUUCUAUGGAGUAUAUAACAUUCUAUAGAUCAUAUUACUAUUCAAUUGAUUUUUUAUAAAUGGAUAAUGUUAAACUUUCAAUCAACAACAGCGAAAUGCUGCAGUGAAUUUAAGAUGGUGUAGUGUUUUUGUUAUUUUCUAAAUACUAACAUAUUCUUGUUAUAAUACAAUUUAUUUGGCUAGGAUUGUAAUUUUUUAGCGCCAGAUUUUUUAACUUUGAUUGUUAUUGUUAGUUAUGGUUGUCCUCAAAAAUAAUUCAUAUUAUUUACAUUAAAAAAGCUGCAUAACACCGAUAAAGAUACCGUAUAAUCCCCAUUUACCAGGGCCGGAUUUGUUCUGUAUCUCUGUCUGUAAACGUCUAAAUAUUUAUUGCUCUACAGAUGUUAUUUUUAAAAUAGAAUUGAACAUUAUUUUCAUUAUUAUAAUUGUAUAAUAACUUAACUAACAAAUUCUUGUAACUACAGAUAUAGUACCAUACGACCGAAAAAAUCGACGUCAUAGACGGCUGGGGAUUGAUAAUCGAUCAUAAUUUUAGCGAACAUGUCAUUUACUGGCUCCGUACUUUUCUUUAUUUAUUAGUUGGCAUAUAGAAGGUUGUAAUUUAUUUGUAUAAUGAGUAAAAAAAAGUUUUUAGUAAACGACGUCUAGAGAUUGACGUCGUCAAAAUUACAAUCGAUUGUCAUUUCACAGCCGUCUUGACGCCGUUUUUUUUCGAUCAUGCGGUUUUUUUAAGACAGAACUAAAUAGUUAAAAGUAUUAUACCUGUUUGUAUCUAAUAACAAACAUUAAUGUGAGCGUUUCUCAAUGUUACUUGUAGUUAAUUACUCUUAAUUUAUUUGUACAUAAUUUUCUUAAUGAUUAAGCACUACACGACUUACUUCUGUAACUAGAUAGAUAUUUGUAAAUAGAUGUUUAUAAAUCCUAAGUAUAUAUUUGUGAUACCUUGAUGUGAAGAAAAAAUCUGUUAGAAUUUCUAUGUAAAAAAACAUUUGUCAUGCCAAUUACUAAUAAUUGAUUUCAAAAUUUAUUAUUGAUUUAGGUAAACUAAGUUACAAUUGUAUUUUUUAUUGUUAUUAGUAGCCUGAAAUGUUUAUUAGGGUUUAAUGAUGAGUCUGAAUGUUUAAGAAAAAUAUUAAAGACGUUCUUUUCUACA
Messenger RNA from Sitophilus oryzae (rice weevil), 2969 nucleotides. Its product is annotated as trissin receptor-like. The coding region runs from base 4 to 1413 and encodes 469 amino acids. Gene Ontology annotation, molecular function: neuropeptide Y receptor activity. Gene Ontology annotation, biological process: G protein-coupled receptor signaling pathway. NCBI's taxonomy places the organism in Eukaryota, Metazoa, Arthropoda, Insecta, Coleoptera, Curculionidae. Gene Ontology annotation, cellular component: plasma membrane. The record is from RefSeq and is a predicted model, not a curated record. The transcript is spliced from 8 exons.